Neocloeon triangulifer is the source of this 2723-nucleotide messenger RNA. RefSeq lists its product as uncharacterized. The record is from RefSeq and is a predicted model, not a curated record. Lineage: Eukaryota; Metazoa; Arthropoda; Insecta; Ephemeroptera; Baetidae. Gene Ontology annotation, molecular function: odorant binding. The transcript has 27 exons. Bases 164 to 2653 code for a protein of 829 amino acids.
AUGGCUCUUACCGACGGAAUCAGUUGAGCGGAAACAGGCCUCGAUUUUAUUGUGAAUUUUUAAAGCUGAUGCUGCAGCUUCCUGUUUUAUUUAACAAUUCACCAGUUUAAUAUCAAAUUUUUCUCUCUCCGAGCGCCAUGAUGUCGUCGAUAGCGCUUUGAGCAUGCGACUGGAUUUCAUCACAAUUCUUGUUCUUUUUAGCUUUUUCGUCUCAACAAAUGCAGGAAACAAACGGCAGCAAAAAAUUAGGAAAAAUGGCCUCAAGUCCUCUAGAAGGCCAAUGAUUAUCAAAUGCUGCGGUAAAUCUUCAUGUCAGCCAAAAAUAUCAAAAACUCGGUUCACCGUCCCUGAUAAAAAUGUAUCUCUCAAAUAUGUGAAUUCAAAAAAGAGCACACCGAUCGAGACAAAGAAAGGAACCACAACUACUGAGAACCACCCGAGUGAUGAGAUUUCUACCUCUUUUGCAGCCUCAAAUGAAGAAACUAGCACAGAAUUUAUUGCAAUCGAAAAAACCACGGCAGAAAAUUUUGAACUUGCAUCAACCGCUGACACGACAGAUGGUGGGGAAGUGUCUGGAACUGCUACGCCGUCCAGCAAAAGUAAAAUAGACACUACAAUCGUCUUGACUCAAACCACAUCAAAUCCAGGCUCGAAUGUCGCAACUCCAAUGAUGACUACCUUGUCAUCUCUUCAGUCAUCCGCUGCCACCAUCACGACAAGUACAAUCCCAACUACCACCCCUCCUCCGCAGAUAAACCUCGUUUAUGAAAGUUUCGAUUCCAUUUUGCAAGUGAAGAAAGACAUGAAUCUUUUUGCAACGGACGGGACCUUAAAAGAUGCUGGCAAAUAUGGCUCGUGGGUUCAUUCUUGCGGAUUCCAAUAUUUAUUUGCAAAAAAUCUGGUUAAUUGGACGCAAAAUUUCGUCAACUGCAGCAAGCUAGGGAUGGCGCCUCUGACUUUUAGUAAAAAGGAAACACUCCAAUGCUUCAAGAACAUGACCUCCGACUGGAAAUUCACUUCCAACUUUUGGACUUCGGCGACGCGCGUCAGUCCCUGGGAUUUCGUUUGGGGCAAGGAAAACGUCACGGUCGACUUGGCCAACGUUCCCUGGGCGUUCAACCAGCCAGACAUUCAGAACAAGAACCAAAAUUGUUUGCAAAUGAAUGUGGUCAAAGGCAAUUCGACGAUCCAAUUCUCUGACCGCGUGUGCAGCGAUUCCUUCUUUUUCUCGUGUCAAGGCGCACCAACUGUGGCACCGGAAUGCUCCGUCCCCGUCUGCCCGAACACAACUUGUGCAAAAAAUCCAGAAUAUUUCAAAAAUUCGUCCUCUGGUUCACAGUAUUUGGAUGCGGCUUAUAAGUUCGGUGCCUGGUUUACUACCGACGGACGAACUUACCUCUUCAGCAAAGUGGACGAUCUGCAGACGUUCCAAGGUGCUGAUGGCAAAUGUUGCGAGCUCGGGAUGUCCUUGCUGAGUCUUGAGUACAACUACAAAUACCAAGCUCUGGAGAGAGCAAUCAAAGCACGAAUAGCGUCUGAAGAUUUCUACUGGACCUCUGGCUCUGAUAAGGGUUGCGAGUCUAAAUUUGGUUUUUGCGCUGUGAAGCGUCUCCUCAGGGACAAUUCGAGUUGGUUGUCGGGACAACCGGACAACGCAGGUGGCAACGAGAGCGCCGUCGCUGUCUACGUGAACGAAACAAAUGUCUACCUCUUAGAUGAGAAUGAGGACAAGAAGUUGCGCUACAUCUGCGAGGUACGCAACAAUUCCAAUGCAAAGAGUGGAGGGACAGCAAUCAGGGAUGAGUGCGCGAUCAUUUACAACGUCAGCCAAAUUGAAAUUUAUUCUUUGUUCACAAACACAUACAAGUAUGAUUUACGUAUUAAGUGCUUUUUGAAGUGCAUCGGAGAAAACGCUGGUGUGUUGGUUGAUGGCCAAGUUGUGGACAGCGACAUAACAAAAACGCUGGAAGGAUUGGCCAACGGAAACUUGGCCGAGCUACAAAAAAACCUAUUAGUCGUUGACGGUUGCCAGAGCUCUGCCACUGGACUAGACGAAUGCGACAAGGCGGCGCAAAUGAUCCAGUGUUGCAAUGAAAAAGCGCCAAAUGCACUGAACGCUGUGAUAAACACCAUGGAUCAACAAAUGUCUUUUGAGAAAAUUGAAGCAGCUCCUCCUGCAUUUUGCCCGACGACAGUCUGCACAGUGAACACUACCGUGCAACAAUUCACGACUUGUAAAGAUGGUUGUGCAAAUGACUCUUUUGGCUAUGUUAUGGUUCUCAACCGUAUAAACUACUUCUUCCCAAUUACUAAAGUGACCUUUUCAAAUGCAUUUAUUGAAUGUUGCAAAGCUGGUAUGAAACUUGGAUCGCUAACUCAGUUGGAGGUUAACACGCUAGUGCUGAGUAGCGAGCUGUAUCCACUUCCGGAUUAUUCGUGGACAGCCGCGAGCAUGAUCAACAGCAGCGGAAAUCCACGAUGGUGCUCUUCAACAGCGCCUUUUUCCACCCUAGGAUUUGACAAUGUUUCAAUAUCAGAUGCUCCUCACGCAAUCGCAGUCUUUUUUCAGUGCGAUGUUAACGGCACUUGCGUAAAUGACAUCAAGAGCUUUGACCCGGCGACUCUUCUCCGACCCUUUUGCUUUCCCCUCUAGAUUUCGAGUUCAUUUUUACCAAGAUCAAUUAAUUGCUCGUAUGUGUACGUAAACGAACAAAUAAAAUAUC